This is a messenger RNA of Selaginella moellendorffii, 557 nucleotides long. RefSeq lists its product as uncharacterized. The transcript has 3 exons. Lineage: Eukaryota; Viridiplantae; Streptophyta; Lycopodiopsida; Selaginellales; Selaginellaceae. The record is from RefSeq and is a predicted model, not a curated record. The coding region runs from base 31 to 447 and encodes 138 amino acids.
CCAACUUUUCCUCAUCGCGUCAAUGUGCAGAUGCAGGAGAUAGAGGACAGAUUCCAGCAGGAGCUCAAGAGCCUGGACCGUCUCAACGUGGAUGGCAAGCUCAGGAUGAGGUUGCAGCUCGAAGAGAUCGAGAAGCAGCUCAACAAGGAACGUCUCGGCUGGCUGAGAAGCGUGGAUUCAGGGCGCUCCCAGCUUGAUUCUACUUCUCGAGAGCUGGAGGUUACAAAGAAGGCAGGUGACAAAUCUAAAGAUGGUGGCCACGACGACGGCAAAGAGCUCUCAGAGAAGCAAGAAAAGGCUCUUGAGGAGCGCAUUCAAGCCGAGAAGAGGAAGCGUUUCCUCAUUGCAAAGUACCAGCAGGAGCAAAUCUCGCUCAAGAAGCAAGCUGACUUAGCCAAGCGCGAAAGGGCUCACCUCAUCAACAUCUUCAGGUCCAGCAACUUUUGAGAAUGACCAAUCUGUUUUUCAGGAGAGUUGAGCUGAGCGUGAGAGUUUCAUAAACCAGUUUUUUCUUAUGCUUCGAGCAGUGCUAAUGUUGAAUAAAAAGUAAUAACCCA